This is a messenger RNA of Gopherus flavomarginatus (Mexican gopher tortoise), 6587 nucleotides long. It is a transcript of the gene GLS, whose product is annotated as glutaminase. The record is from RefSeq and is a predicted model, not a curated record. Gene Ontology annotation, molecular function: glutaminase activity; protein binding. The coding region runs from base 41 to 1831 and encodes 596 amino acids. Lineage: Eukaryota; Metazoa; Chordata; Testudines; Testudinidae. The transcript is spliced from 16 exons. Gene Ontology annotation, biological process: L-glutamine catabolic process.
CUGGAGCGCAGCACUCGGCGGAGGGAAGCGGCGCGCCAGGAUGCGGCUCUGGAGCUCUGCGCUGUUCAGGGAGCUGCUGCGGCUCAGCCAGCCCGCUGGGGCCGGAGGCUCCGCGCUCAGGCGCCCGCCAGCCCCUUUCGCUGCGGCCGCCUGGGGCACCGGCUCGCUCCCCACCCCCCGGCCGGGGCUGCUGCUGCCGCCACCGCCCCCCGCCCGCAGCGUCUGCACCCGCUCGGAGGGGGCCGUGCAGGAGCCCGGCAAGGGGCCGGCGCUGUCCGCCAGGGCGCCGCCCGCCGAGAGCGGCAACAGCGACAACCAUAGCGGCGGCCAGGAGCUAGCCGGAGGCGGGGGGGACAAGGCGAAAGCAGAUACAUGCUGCAGCCGCGCCGAGAGAAAUAUUGCAGUGUACAUCCGUAGCAGUAAGAUGAAGCAAGGUCUCUUACCUAGCUUGGAAGAUUUGCUGUUCUAUACUAUUGCAGAAGGGCAAGAAAAAAUUCCAGUUCAUAAGUUCAUUACUGCACUCAAAUCUACAGGAUUGCGCACGUCUGAUCCACGGUUGAAAGAGUGCAUGGAUAUGUUAAGACUGACUCUUCAAACGACUUCAGAUGGCGUCAUGCUGGACAAAGAGUUGUUUAAAAAGUGUGUACAAAGCAAUAUUGUAUUGCUUACUCAGGCCUUCAGGCGAAAGUUCGUCAUUCCAGAUUUUAUGUCGUUUACUUCACACAUUGAUGAGCUGUAUGAAAGUGCUAAAAAACAAUCUGGAGGACAGGUUGCUGACUAUAUUCCACAACUGGCCAAGUUCAGCCCUGAUUUGUGGGGAGUGUCACUUUGCACAGUGGAUGGACAGAGGCAUUCUGUUGGAGAUACCAAAGUACCCUUUUGUCUUCAGUCCUGUGUAAAGCCUUUGAAAUAUGCUGUUGCUGUUAAUGACCUUGGCACAGAGUAUGUGCACAGAUAUGUUGGUAAAGAGCCUAGUGGGUUAAGAUUCAACAAACUGUUCCUGAAUGAAGAUGACAAGCCUCACAAUCCUAUGGUGAAUGCUGGAGCAAUUGUGGUCACUUCCUUAAUCAAGCAAGGAGCAAAUAAUGCAGAAAAAUUUGACUAUAUGAUGCAGUUUAUGAAUAAUAUGGCUGGUAACGAAUAUGUUGGAUUCAGUAAUGCCACGUUCCAGUCUGAAAGAGAGAGUGGAGAUCGAAAUUUUGCAAUUGGCUACUAUCUGAAAGAAAAGAAGUGUUUUCCAGAAGGCACAGACAUGGUUGCUAUAUUAGACUUCUACUUUCAGCUAUGUUCUAUCGAAGUGACCUGUGAAUCGGCUAGUGUGAUGGCAGCAACUCUGGCUAAUGGUGGCUUUUGCCCAAUUACUGGUGAAAGAGUAAUGAGCCCUGAAUCAGUCCGGAAUACCUUGAGUCUAAUGCAUUCUUGUGGCAUGUAUGACUUCUCAGGACAGUUUGCCUUCCAUGUUGGUCUUCCUGCAAAAUCUGGAGUUGCUGGUGGCAUUCUUCUGGUUGUUCCUAAUGUUAUGGGUCUGAUGUGCUGGUCACCUCCUUUGGACAAAAUGGGCAACAGCGUUAAAGGGAUUCACUUCUGUCAUGAACUGGUUUCUUUGUGCAAUUUCCAUAAUUAUGAUAACUUGAGGCACUUUGCAAAGAAGCUUGAUCCUCGCAGAGAAGGUGGUGAUCAGCGGCAUUCCUUUGGACCGUUGGACUAUGAAAGUCUCCAGCAAGAACUUGCUUUGAAAGGCACAGUGUGGAAAAAAGUGUCACCUGAGUCAAACGAGGACAUCUCCAGAACCAUAGUGUAUAGAAUGGAAAGUCUGGGAGAGCAAAACUAAAGAAAUGGGUUAUAGCUUCAUAAAGUUCUUCAUUUUAAAAGCCCUCAAGCAUCUCUAGAUUAAACAACUUCAGUUGUUUUGUUUCCUUGAUAUUUUUGGUUUAUAUAUAAACUUUUUUCUUUUAAUAUUGUGUAAAUACUGUAUAUGCUAUACCAAAAAUAGAAUAUUGACAUUUUUAAAAAAAUCUGUCAACCAGAUUUCAUGGUUCCUUAAAGUAAAUUUACUUUAAACUGAAAAAUCUGAAUGUUUUAAAGGAUAACUCCUUUGCUAUAUUUGAGAAUUUAUACAUUAAUUAAAUGUGGACUUUAUGGAGCUGUGAGAAGAUUUUGUAAUGAGUCCUCUUACUAGAUCUGGAACAUAGAGAAAUGCAAGUAGUAUUUCUAGAACAUAAAGUAAAACAGUACACCAAAAUAAAGUAAGAUGACAAAUCCCCAGAUAGGUAUACUUGAAAGAGAAACAGUUUGAGAGCCUUGACAUUAUUAGCACCUAUCUUUUUGUUUCACACACACUUACAAAAGGUAUUUAGCAUAAACAGAUCAUUUUGAUACACCAUGUUAGCAAAUACAAGCAAAGUAAAUUACCAAAUCGUAUUCUUUUUAUAAUCAAAUCAUUUUAAAUUAAGCAUGUUAAUAUUCAAUUAAUAGAUGAGCAAGUAGCUUUGUCGCUUGCAAAGCUUCUCUAAUUGCAUAGUUAGCUGAGUUAGGAAGAGAAGGAUUUCUUACUGAAGUAUUGUAAGUGGUCCAUAGGAGCUGUCCUGCUAGCUGUGACUCAGUCUGCCAUACUAAUAAUACUACACUCCACUUUUAUUUUUAAGAAUAUAAGCAAUCUUAGUUUUCGAGGGAUAGAGUGAAGAGAAAAUAUAUUCAAAGUAAAAAAGAAAAAUUGGUAAUGAUUAUUAACUGUUUAAAAAGUCUUACUGAAUGCAAAUGAAAGUACUUCAGUUGUUCUAGCCGUAUUGGUCCCAGGAUAUGAGAGACACAAGGCGGUGAAGUAAUAUCUUUUAUUGGACCAACAUCUGUUGGUGGAAAAAGCAAGCUUUUGAGCUACAUAGAGCUCUUUUUCUUUUGCCAGUCCUGCAGAGAGCUAUGUGACAUUUGAAAGCUUGUUCUUUCCAACAGAUGUUGGUCCAAUAAAAGAUAAUACAUCACCUACCUUGUCUUGCUCUGAAUUAAUUUUACCAGUUAUAUCUUUUAUCUCUAUUAUAUAUGUACUCUCACACAUACACAUAAUAUAAUUUUAGAAGUUAAUAGAAAUAGUUUCCCCCCUCUCUUUUUGUUUUUAUUUAUCUACUUUGAACCUUUGUUUAGUCCUUCCCUACUACCAACAUUUCUGUCUUUUUACAGCAAAUUAUCAGCACGUUAGUCUCAAAUAAUGCACUGUUCACACUGUGGAACAGUUUGAUCUGGUAUGAAACGGUCAGCAUAAAUCUUAGAAGUAGGUUCUGUCAAACAAUUAAAAUUAAUCAUGAGAUUAUUAAAAAAAAUCAUGAUUAGUUUUAAUCACACUAUUAAUAGAAUCCCAUUUAUUCGAAUAUUUUUGGAUGUUUUCUACUUUUUCAAAUACAUUUCAAUUACAACACAGAAUACCAAGUGUACAGUGCUUGCUUUAUAUUUUAUUACAAAUUUUUACAUGGUAAAAAAAGAUAAAAGAAAUAGUAUUUUUCAAUUCCCCUCAUACAAGGACUGCAGUGCAGUUUCUUUAUCAUGAAAGUGCAACUUACAAAUGUAGAAUUGUUUGUUACAUAAGUACACUCAAAAACAAAGCAAUAUAAAACUUUAGAGCCUAUAAGUCCACCCAGUCCUACUUCUCAUUCAGCCAAUCGCUAAGACAAAUAAGUUUUAUUUUUACAGGAGAUAAUGUUGCUUGCUUCUUAUUUACAAUGUCACUUCAAAGUGAGAACAGGUAUUUGCAUGGCAUCGUUGUAGCAAGCAUUGUUGUGCCAGGUAUGCUAAACAUUCGUAUGCCUCUUCAUGCUUCAUCAGCAUGGAAGCAUGUCAUCUGGAAUGGUGGCCGAAGCAUGAAGGGGUAUAAGAGUGUUUAGCAUAACUGAAAUCAAUAUAUUUGAAAAUAUAGAAAAACAUCCACAAAUAUUUAUAAUAGAUUUAAAUGGGUAUCGCAAUUAUUAUUUUAGUUAAUUUGUUUUGAGUUAAUUGCUUGAGUUAACUGCAAUUAAUUGACAGCUCAACUUAGAAGUAGUUCCAACUACGUAGGUAAUAUUAUACAGGGAAGCCAGUAUUUUCUGAAAUUUAGAGGCCAAAUGCAUAGCCAUUUUAUGUUGCUUAUUGAUGCUGAUUUUUUCUUCACUCCUUAUAUAGUUGACCUUGUUGCCUUUGUCUCUAGCUGAUUAUGCUUUGUUCCACGGCCCCUUCCACUUAACCACCAUACAAAGGCCUAAUUUAUUGUUAAUUCCGAAGGUCUGCACAAGUAACUUCUGAUCAGAUCUCUUUUUAAGAGCUAUUGGUAUAGUAUUUUCAUAAAGGUCUCAAACUACAUAUGUAAUUUUCUCUUGGACAGAAAAGUAUAUAAAUAUAUACACUAAAGCUAUGUCUGUAUUAAACACCACUCAGCAACAUGUAGAGCACGUGCCCAUGUAGGCCCCCUAGCAUGAGUGCAAAGAUAAUAGUGUAGCUGGUGAGUCAUAGCUUAGACUAGUAGAGGAAAGAUGGGGUGAAAGGUAUGGGUAUGUAUGCGAGUGCAUACUCUGCUUGCCCAACCCGUGCCUCCCUGUCUGCAUUGAUAUUGUUAGCAGUGUAGGGUCCUGCUGCCUCCUUGAUGCCAAAGCCUUUCCCCUCUGCAAGAAAAGACUCCCUCAUUGGGGCAGACUGUGGCAGGGAGGAAGCUUGGGCAGUUCCCCAGUGUAGAGCUUGUCCACAGCAUAUGGAAACGCUCUGCCAGCACCAGCUGUUGGAGCUUUCUUCUGCAACAUGGAAAUACUUUAGCAGUGAGGAAGAGCUGAGCCUUUCCCAGUUUUCCCCUUGCCAGAGCAUUUUCCUCUCCAUAGUGAAAGGCUCUGGCAGUGGGGAACUUCUGAAGCCUUUUCUGUCCCACUUCUGCCAGAGCCUGUCACUGAGUUGUGUAGCUAUACACCACAGUGUGGGCACAGCCUACUUUUUACUGUGGCAUGUAGCUACAUAUGCUCUAUACGCUGCUGGAAGUGGUGUGUCGUGUAGACAUAGCCUGAAUCAUUAAAAGGAAGGGAUAGACUGUAAAACAACUUGGGAACUUAUAAAACAGGAAAAUGCAUAAAGCAAGAUGUCCAGUGAAUGGUGAUGAGGAACCCCAUCUUGACCAUACCAGUUAAGGAUUGAUUAUAGCUAACAAGUACAUGUCUCACAAAAAUGUAGAAGUGCUAUUUAAGAUGUUAUAUAAACAAGUACUGUUGCAAGUGAAUCCAAGUGAUCUUGUAGCAAUACAUUAUAUUUUUUAUAAUUAUUGUGGCUAUUCGCAUUUGAAGCAUACGAUUAUAGAGUUGCUUAGGCAAGCCUUUUCACAAAAUUAACAUACUAUGGACUUUUGAGAUCCUAGUACAAUAAUGCAGCAGGUACUGUUAAUUGCACUUCAGAACAAUGGCAUAAAUUACUGAAUGAAAACUCAGCAUAUAAUUUUAUCCCAGUUGUUUUGCUUACAUUUUUUUCAGGGUUAUAGUGAAGUAAGAGCAAGGGAAGGUUAGUGAAGGUCUUUAAAUGUCCUUGAAAUCAACAGUUCUACAUGAAUAAGAAAGCUAAGGUAAAACAGUAGUCACUGAGAUACUGCAAGCAAAACUCUGCAUGUGCACAUCUCAGAUGUGCUCAAUUGCUGUAUUUGAUUAAUUUGCAUUGAACAUUCAGAGGGAUUGCAGGUUGGAGCCUAUGCUUCUGUGCUCCCUAGUGAAAGAACUCAUAUUGCUGAAUGUUUUUGAAAACGAAGGUGUACCUGUGUGGGGCAGGGUUACUUAAUAUAGCUCUCAAUGCAUUCUUUGCUGAUUUCACAUUAUUUGGAACUAAUUUUAAAACUAGCUGAAGUUGGAGAAAUUGUUUCUGUGGGAUUCAGAUCUUAAAAUAGUAACCCACAGAGCUUUAAAUAUUUAGAUAUGUAAAUUAUACAUGGAGUUUUGAGAAGAGGAGGCAAGUCAUAGGUGGUAAAUGUGACAGAAUUCAAAAAGUGAUUAUCCAUUUAUAUGGAUAACAAGAAAUCCAGAGGAGCUGUUUUUUAGUUUUUGUUAAAGUUUUGGAAGGGAUAUAAGCCAACCUCUAACUAUUGUGGAUAAGUUGGAAACUUUUUCCUUUGGGCCAGUUUAUCCCAUAACGUGCCCUCUCUACAAUUUCUUGCUUCUCCUCAAAAGCUUCUGUUAUUGGUGACUGUUGGUGAUAGGUUACACAACUGGUUGGAUCAUGGCCUGAUCCACUAUUGCAAUUCCUAUACAUUUACAUGUAUGUUUAGUGAAUAGGGUCCUAAAGAAUGUUGUGGUAGGGGCUAAUUAUUAAAUGUUUUUAUUGAAGAUAGUUUUUAAUACAUAAAGGAUUUAGUGUUCAUCUGCGUUAUGAUAAUACUAGUUCUUGAUAUUCAAGCAUCUGUGCUGUUUUUUUCUUUUGUCAGCAUCAUUAACAUUUCAUUGGAAAUGUAAAUACUUUUAUAAACUUCAUUUUAGCAUUUGUGUUAUACCUUUUGGCUCAGUUCUUUAAGUUACUUGUCUUUUCCAUUUUUCUUUUGCAUUGUAUGUUUAUGUAUGUUGUCCAGGAUUAUUUUUGUAUUGUGUAAUAAAUUUAUUUUAAGCCGA